ACAUCAACAGGAAGUCCAAUGAACAUUUAUGAACUUUUAGAAAUUGACCUUAUCUGUUAGAGUAAUGAUUUAAUUCAACGCUGGCCGUCAUUAGGCUGAAUAUCAAUUUCAAUAAUUUACGUCCUUGUUAUUUUGGGGUUUAGGUUAGUGUUCAGGAUUUUUCGAGAGGAAAACAAACAGCGUGAGCGUGGUGUCAUGGUUUGUGUACAAUGAAUCAGCUGACUGGCUAGCUACCAGCCAACUCAGGUAGCUAGCUACUGAAACACAAAUUAAAUAUUAACAACUCACGACAGCUUCUUGCUUACAAGCAUGUUAUCAACAUGUUUUCAGGCAUUUGAAAGAGUUGGUUAAAUUGAUACAUGCUGACAAUCAGGACCAAGAAAUAGACAGUGACGAUUCGAUUUGCUAGCUGGAUUGCUAGCAAGCUAGCGUUGUAGGCUACUUUACUACUUUGUGAAUGUAGCUACUGUAUACAGCCAGCUUAGUGACUGGAUAGCUUAGCAUUGACAGAAAUAUGCCUUGCACUUGUGGGAACUGGAGGAGAUGGAUCCGUCCUUUGGUCGUACUAUUGUAUAUCCUGCUACUUCUGGUCGUGCUACCCCUAUGCAUUUGGGAGCUACAGAAAUCCGAGGUCGGCACUCACAACAAAGCAUGGUUCAUCGCAGGGAUCUUUGUGUUUAUGACCAUACCCAUAUCAUUAUGGGGUAUCCUGCAACAUUUAGUAAACUACACUCAACCUGAGCUACAGAAGCCCAUUAUAAGAAUCUUAUGGAUGGUCCCAAUUUACAGCUUGGACAGUUGGAUUGCAUUGAAGUACCCCGGCAUAGCCAUCUACGUGGACACCUGCAGAGAGUGCUAUGAGGCUUAUGUCAUCUACAACUUCAUGAUCUUCCUGCUCAACUACCUGGGGAAUCAGUACCCCAGUCUGGCGUUAAUGCUGGAGGUCCAAGAGCAGCAGAAACACCUUCCCCCACUCUGUUGCUGCCCACCAUGGCCCAUGGGAGAGGUGCUGCUAUUGAGAUGCAAGCUGGGAGUGUUGCAGUACACAGUCGUGAGGCCUGUCACAACAGUUAUAGCUCUAAUCUGUCAGCUAUGUGGCGUCUAUGACGAAGGCAACUUCAGCUCAACCAAUGCCUGGACCUACCUGGUCAUUUUCAACAAUCUCUCCCAGCUGUUUGCCAUGUACUGUCUGGUGCUUUUCUACAGAGCCCUGAGAGAAGAGCUGAGCCCUAUUAAGCCAGUUGGCAAGUUCCUGUGUGUCAAACUGGUGGUGUUUGUCUCCUUCUGGCAAGCUGUGUUCAUUGCUUUCCUGGUCAAGGUGGGGGUGAUCUCAGAGAGACACACGUGGGAUUGGGACAGUGUGGAAGCUGUGGCCACAGGCUUGCAGGACUUUAUCAUCUGUGUGGAGAUGUUCCUGGCUGCCAUCGCCCACCACUACAGUUUCACCUACAAGCCCUACAUCCAGGAGGCUGAGGAGGGCUCCUGCUUUGACUCCUUCAUGGCUAUGUGGGACAUCUCCGACGUCAGGGCUGACAUCUCCGAACAAGUGCGCAAUGUCGGGAGAACGGUUAUGGGCCGCCCCAGGAAGACCUAUUUCGGCGAGGCCGAGGAAGACGGCGAGCGCUCGGGCCUGCUGUCCGCAGGCUCCCAGGACCCCAUCGCCACCGAGACCAUGUCCAAUCCGGCGUCCCCCAAGGGCCGCUAUCAAGGCCUGGGAAGAACUCUCACUCCCCACUCACUCUCUGCCCCUGCUGGGCUCAGCUCUGCUGCCUGGGAAGAGGAGGAGGGGGUUGGGGACGAGGCUGUGACCGAUCCGGAGACCGCCGACGCCAAAGAGCCAGCAGAUGCAGAUCUCAUAGUGAUCACUUAGCGUUGUAUAAUUGCUAAGCAAGACUCUCAACAUAAUCAAACCCAGAUACGAUUGGUGAAAAGAAACCAUGUAUGGCCUGUUACAUCCAGACAUUCUUUAACUAACCUUGUACGACCAAAUUAACUGAACGAUGGAAGAUUGAAAAAAAGAAAAAAAAAGCACAUCUUAUCAACAUAUUAAGAUUUCAGCCGCAGAUGUUGUUGGGCGAUGGACCUUUCAGUCAAGGACAGCUCGAAGAAUGUUCACACUCAAGGUUACUCAAGGGGCUCAUGACACUACAACCAUGACCUUUUAGAUACUUUUGUUUAAUUCUACUGUAUUGAACUAAAAAGUGAUUACAGUAAUAUAUCGUAAUAACAUAGCUGAUAAAUUCCUAUUGUUUUGUCUUUAAUGUAACCGGUAGACUUCCGUUUGUAUGGUUGAAGACUUCAUCAGUAUACUCAAGUUUUAUAGAACCAUUUGGGUAAUUCUAUCACAGACUACAUGUCACAGGGUUAAAAAUACAUACGCAAAAAAACAUUUGCUCUGGCGUAAAACAUAUUCCCAUUUGUCUGUAGAGAAAACACAGAUGAUACACGGCACCCGUUUGAACAUGAUCUGUGUUUUUCUAGGUAGGACUUGGCAUGCUACACUUACUCUGGCCACAGCUGUCAAUGUGUCGUUUUUUUCCCUGUUGCCUUGUUCCACUGCACGAGCCGUCAGGCUGGUGAACUAGACCCUGGCGAGUCUGGUGUCAUACAGAACAACUGAAACUGUUGAAAGGAUUAAAGUAGAGUUGGUUGUUGCUGUGUUUAUCUGUAAAGGAGUUGGAUGAGUAUCUACAGAAGUGUGCAACAUCUUGCGCCCAUCACCAAUGAAUUAUAGCUUUGAUUUUGUACAGAAUUUUGUUACAGUACGCAUUACAUUGGUUUGUCUAGUUGUGUGUCAUAUCUCUAUCACUAAAGACUUCUCAAAUCAGGACUGUGGAUCUACAGUUGGAGCAGCUGCAUUGCCAUAACUGAUUGUUUUCUAUCACAAAACAUUAAACUUCAAAUAGGACCUUUGAA
Molecule: messenger RNA, 2916 nt
Organism: Osmerus eperlanus (European smelt)
Lineage: Eukaryota; Metazoa; Chordata; Actinopteri; Osmeriformes; Osmeridae
Gene: tmem184c
Product: transmembrane protein 184C
Exons: 10
Coding region: 515-1870 (451 amino acids)
Biological process (GO): transport
Cellular component (GO): membrane
Molecular function (GO): transporter activity
Source: RefSeq, a predicted model, not a curated record